AUGAUACCUCGUAUUUUGCUUUUCAAUUAUAGCAAUGAAAUCAAUUUGAUCCGUAAAAAGAGUGCUGUCAUGUCGAUCAUUGCUGCUCUCGAAUACGUUUCAACAUCAACAGCGACCAUUAUCACUGUCAUCACUCUUGUACUAACUGGUCAGCCCCUGACUCCUGUAACCGUCUACUCGUUACUGUCUUUUAUCAAUCUGCUGAGAAGGAGCCUCUGUGCGGAACUGUCCAAUGGACUCAUGCAAUCAUAUGACGCUUAUGUCUCAUUAAAAAGAAUACGUGACUUCCUUCUAUUGAACAACCUUGAAUCAAAUAACACAAGGAUGUAUCAACAGGAAGGAGCAGAAAAAAUCUUCUUACCUUACAAGUCAACAGAUCCUCAGCAAGAAACUAUCCUAACGGUCAGAAAUUUUAAUCAUCAAACGCAAAAAAUACUUACAGACGACGAAUCAUUGCUACAGGAUAUUGACUUCACAAUGGAAAGAGGAAGUUUAACAGUCCUAACCGGACCAGUGGGCAGUGGUAAAUCUACUCUUUUGUCGGCAAUUGCUGGGGAGGUGCCAGACCAGAACUGGGCCAUAAACUACAAUGGAACUGUUGUUUAUGUGCCACAGAUUGCUUGGGUAUUUUCUGGGAGUAUAAGAGAAAACAUUUUGUUUGGCGAACAGUACGAGGAAUCUAAGUACAACAGAGUCAUUGAAGCAUGUGCUUUGACUCAAGACAUCGAGAAGUUUCCAGACUGUGACCAGACGAUCGUCGGAGAGCGUGGAGUGGUUCUUAGUGGAGGCCAGCGGGCAAGAGUAAGCUUAGCACGUGCAGUGUACGCCGAAGGAGAGCUUUACUUGUUGGAUGAUCCCUUAACUGCCGUGGACUUUAAAGUCGCCAAUCACAUCUUUAAGGAAUGCAUCAAAGGCCUCCUUAGACAGAAAACCCGAUUAAUAACUUCUCACCAAGAAAAGGUCAUGCGAGAAGCUGAUAACAUUAUUGUAUUGUGUAAAGGCCAAAUGUUGGCUAAAGGAAGUUUCACUGAGCUAAAAGAAAGUGGUAUCCUGAAUGCAACUCGUGAUCUCACGUAUGAGAAAGCUAACGAAAUCGAGUCGGUUGUUGGUAUGGAAAAUGAAGACAAAGAUGACAUUCCUAAGAUGAGUGAUGAAAGUGUAUCCCAUGAAGUACAGGGGCCCCACUUAUCAGAAGAAGAUCGAGCCAUCGGAGCUGUGUCUGCAAGUCUUUACUGGAAAUACUUUAGAAGCGGAGUACCUUUGCUGCUAAUAAUCACGGGGAUUUGCUGGUGUCUUAUUACUCAAGGUAAGGCCUUAACAUGAAGAAAAUUUACAGCAUCACUUUAUAGCCUGGGAAAUCACCCGAUAAUGCGCGACGCCAGCAAUGGUUUACCCUCAAAGGGCGGCUGAGGAACGAACACAUGCUGGUGACCUGUACCCAGCUAUGGCGGUGCUUUCGAUUGGUCGUGUGGCGAGGGAAAUUUGCUUCAACAAAUCAGGAGCACUACCCAGAUGUGGGUAGUGAUACAUCACCAGCAUGGAAUUUUGCACUUGUUCUCAGUCGUCACUUUACAGGAACCCAGUGGUGACAUCGCGAAAUGUCGCCUGUUUUCUCAGGCUUUGUAUCAUAUUUCUAGAAUCAAAUCCUCCUUAAAAAUUUCUUAGUUAUGAGAAUACCUCUUAAAACCCCCUCUUAGCAGACAUCCUUGUAGGGCAGAAUAAGUUUCCAUAACUGGCACUUGCUAUGCACCGAAGUGAUCCUUGUAACUGGUUGCGAGAAAAAGUCAUUUGUGACCCCUUCCCACGGCUGGUGGACUGUUCAAAAAUGCCACGUUGUUUGAUAUCUUAUUGUCAAACUCUUUGUCGAUCAUUGCAGAAAAUGUUAUGUUGUACUUGGAACUGGCCUUCACUAAUACAAAAAGAAAUAUAUGUAAUUACAUUUUCCCUUUGCAUGUAAUAGUUAUAGGCGCAAAAAAAACGAUCUGCGUAGAAAGUUUCCACAGCCACUUCGGGGAAUGGAAGCCUUGUGAUAAUGGAGGGCAGUCAUACGUACUUUUAGAGAUGUUCACUUACGGCAGCGAUUCAUUAAGGGAUCUUUGCCUGACAUCACAACCAGUUGCAAAAAUGUUGAGACACUCCAACGAAAAACCAUCCUUGUUUACUUCAAAUCUCUGCUAGUCAAACUUCUGUGCAAUAAAAUACUCACCUCCCCCCUACUCUCCAUUCAAAGUUGUUCCUCCAAUUUUUGAGCAUGGCCUUGUAUCGCUUGCAACUUUGAAAAGUGGGGAUCACAAGCACAAGAUAAUGGCCAGGCCACUUAAGCCAAAAAAGGGAACAGUGGCUCUAGUACUUUUUCAACUGGUUGUAGCAAUUAUGCCAAAUUUGUAUUUAAAUUAGUAUUUAACAUAUAUUGAAUAAGGCUGAGUAUUCCUUCAUGGAGAAUUAAGCAAAUCGACGAUAGUGGUAUCCACCAAAGGCGAAGUCCGAAGCUAUACUUAAGGCAAAGUUGGGCAAAAGAGUGCAAGGAAACUUUUGGCCCCUCAAUCUGUAUCUUCAUAUGUUUCCUCAGAAUCUAACAGCAGAUGGUCUUUCUAAGCCUGGAGCGCUUUAGUACUAGCAGCUAAUGGUGGCGAACUUCCUUUUAAUCGUUUGCCUCUUUCGGGACACAGUUUUGUGAUGAUCACAUCCCAUUUUCAUCGUUUCAGUAGUAGGAUGCUUAUAUAUAUUUGCAUUGUUCUUCGGUCAAUACUUAUUUGCACUUCUGUAGAAACUUAUACUGUUAUAUAAAUUACGCCUCAUCGUACGUUCGUCGGUCAGCAUUGUGCCUGGAUAAAAGUAAUUGAAUGUGAUUUACGUCAAAAUACACGUCCAGCCGCCGAGUCCUCAUCGUGCAAGAUAAUCCUCGAUUUAUCGCGAAUAACUAUGGCAAGAGCCUCGUGAAUCAAAACCCCGGAGAUAAACUGGGACGCUUAAUAUUUACGAGACCAGUUCGUGAAAUUCAAGUAAUAACGCAAUCAAAUCUUUGCUGGUCGCCAUGCAAAUAAAAUGCAUAAAAAACCAAGCUUAUUUAUAUCCGUUGUGGACUGACAGCCAAGGACCAGAAGCCUACAACAGUUGGACGUGGGAAGACGAUGAUGAUCGCAUAAAACCAGAAGAAACUUGGCGAUGAUUUGAGAGCCACGUAGCACCUAAAGUAAGUCAUAGGCUUACUAGAUAUCAGCGCCAUCAGAUUCGGCAAAACAACGAGAAAACUAUGGAUCAUUUUAUGAAACGCUGCUGGAAUCAGGCUACAAGAGGCUGGUUCAGAGAUUUGGCUUAAAUGAAUGUGCAUCCAAUAGAAAAGUUCGCAACUAAUCGUUGGAACAGAACCCAAAAUAGUUCAAGAGGGGCUUUAACAAAAAAAGGUCUAGCGCUUUCACUCAACGAAGCAACUGACAUUGACAAAGAUGCCCUGUCUCAAUUGGAGCAGUAAGGAUGCGAUCAAAACAAAAUGAUCAUGGAAUCAAAAAGAGCGCUAGGAAUGGCAACAAGCCUAAAGUAUGCAGUGCCCUAACUAUGGCCUAGAACUUUUCUCAAGAACCAGUGAAAGUUGCCCGGCGUAUGGAGCUGAGUGCCUUAACUGCGGGAAACCAAACCGUUGGGUAAGAGUACGUCGUGCAAACCGCGGAGUUUCGGGGGGUUCAUCUAAAGACAGAGGAAAUUCCAAAUCAACGCACCGGUCUACAAACAGAGGUCGCUGAGGUGGAGGAACGUCUUCGCUGGACACAAGGAAGAGAGCACACUCCAUUCAAAUUAGUAAUUUCAAUCAAUUAAUUUCUAAUCAAUUGAAGUUAAUGCAUUUGAUCCUACAAGCCUGGAUAAUACGAAAGAUGAAGGUGAUUGUUAAAGUAAAAUUUGGCCUCGACCAGUUGCAGUUGAAUGAAUUCUUAGGCCGAAAGUCUGCUGCAAGCUUCUUCUUUACUGAAGCAGAAGGUCGAGCCCUUCUAGUUUUACCAACAGCACGUGACCUCAAUCUCAUUAUUUUACAUUGUUCUGUGCAGAGUGAUUCAGCAAAUCCAUUCGACACCCAUGAGUUACCCACACCCUCCCAAGCCAAGCCUGAGGGAGUUGCACUAAAGCCAGUAACAUCCUUCAAGAGGACUGGAGGCACACCCGAGGCAACAACAUCCUCUCGGACCAAACCCGAAAGAGCCACACCCAAGCCAGCCACUCCCUCGUAACUGGGUACAUCCAGAAAACCAACCCCUCUCAACAACAAGGUUACCCUGAUUGUUUCAGUGAAAAUGAAAAAUGGAUGCGUCAGUACCCGCAAUUGUACAAACCCAGCGACGCGUACCACUGAACGUACGGGAUGACAUCAAGCAGAAACCAGCUUACAUGGUAUUGCAAGGUGUAAUUGGCAAGAUAAGAGAAGUCGAGUCAACUGCCUGAGUUAACCGCUAAGUGUACCGCAGAAAACCAAAUGGCGAAAAGCUGAGAAUCUUCGUCGAUCAAUCCCAAGGACCUUAAUGGAAAAUAACGUGAUCCUUCACUUGAAAAAGUUCUUCCAAGAAUGACAGGUGACAAAUACUUCUCAAUAGGAGAUGCAAAAUGUAGAUAUUGGAAUGUCGAGUUGGAUCAAGAACUGGGCUACAAAAACCGUUAACUUUAAACUUACCAUUUGGUCUUUUCCGUUUCCUUUGAAUACCUUUUGGCCUUUGAUGUUUCAGGGCGUGUUUCAAACUAAAACAUACCGACCUUUAAAGGUUGUGAAGGUGAAGUGGGGAUAGCCGAAGAUAUUGUUGUUUACGACAGAGGAGGAACACGAACGUCACAAGCAUGGUAUGCUGAUCAGAUUCAGAACCAGUGGUCGUAAGUUGAAUCCAGACAAAUGUAAAUUUAAGCAGAGGGAGAUCAAGUUCUACGGCAUCAUCGGUAUUGAGGAUGGAGUUAAACCUGACCCCGAUAAAGUUUCAGCCCUGCUAAGACUGUGUCACCCCCCACCAAUUCACAGCAGGAGCUGCAAACAUUAUUUUUAUACCUACUUGGCUCCAUUCAUUUCCAGGUUUAAUACCUUGAACCCCCCUUACGAGAAUUGCUAAAGGAGGAAGAUGAUUUUGACAAGACUUCCUUGCAAGAGCAAGCGUUUUACGCGAUUGGGAAUGACAUUAAAGCGACGAAAUCACUCCGGCGUAGUAUGACCUAACCAAAGAAGUAACCCUACUGGUAAAGGGUCUCGGUGUUAUUCUACUUCAAGAGAAGUUAACUCGAAACAGCCAACGACAGAGAGCUUGCUGCCCCUUAGGAAGUCUGAACAAUGGUUCACUUUGGCCCACGUCAGUAAACGCUAGUAAAGGAGUUUCCGCCAUUGGUUCGACCUUUGAGUUAUCUGUCAAAAAUGACCGGUUCUAAAAGACCAGAGCGUUAUUAUUCCUCAGUACCUCCAGGGAGACAUUUUGUCCAAACUGCAUGCCAACCAAGGUAGUACACACAUUGGUGUUCUGGAAAAAUCUAAACAAGAACACUGAGGAGCUGAUGACUCAGGCAUGGAAAGUCAUCCAAGAACUCCAACCUAAGCAGGCAAAAGAACUGAUUAUUCUGACAGAGGCACCACCAAGUUCUUGGCGUACUGGUACAGUAGGAAUUGGUCUAUUCUACGUGGAUACCUGAUAAUUGAUGAUUACUUUACUACGUUCUCCUUUGUUAGAAAGAAACUCAGACGCCAGAGUAAAUGCAUGGUUGUUGUUGAUCAAAUAAAUCAAAACUUCAGUGAUUAUUUUCCUCACUAUGAGGAAAAUAAUGGGCCACGUUUCCAAGCCGAUACUGUGGUCAAUUUGCAAGGAAAACGGUUUCAGCGACCGCACAAGUUCUCCCACAGGUAACCCAGGCUCUGUGAUAGUACCACAGUACGGUUCCAGUAAAAUUACAGUGUUUGUAUGGGGUGAAAAUAUCAUCCUAAAAUUUCUAGGAAAUACUAAAUCAAGAUCAAUGAGACUUACUCUGCACUUAAUUGUUGUUGUCCUUGUUGCUCCAACGAAGUUUCGUGAUAAUUUGCAGUAAUUUGUUCAAAUUCACUCUAUCUACAAUAAUAAUAUACAAGGUAGGAAACACGAGGUGCCAUUUUCGCCGACAUGCUCCCAUUCAACACAACUUUUUCCACGAAAUUCGAACUCCAACGGAAAAUAAACAUGCCGGGAUCGUACAAAUAGGAUAGCAGCAGAUAUAGAAACCAAUGAAGCUUUCCCAGAUAGAGAAACGAAUCUGUUCUUCCUAGCCAGUCACUAUGGCCUGUUAUAAAGAGAUUAUUUUCCUCUCGAACUAUAUUCAGCUCCUGGCGCUGGUCCUCAGAAAGUUUAAUUAACAUCAGUAGGGCGAGGUUAUAAGGGCAAAGGAAAGAACAACGAAGGACGAUUUACAAAACUUAAAACGAGCAAAAGAUAUAAGUGAAUUUUGGCUCUUACCGAGGCAUUUGUACAACAGGACCAAAUUCAAAGAGAGGUGUAUCACGAUGAUUCACAUAUUUAACCGAUAGAGCGUUCACUUGUAUUGACAAGAAGUCGGCGUGUUACUGCCGCUAAAUCGCUAAAUAUGUUAAUCGCGCUAGUUCUUUGUUUACUAGUGCACGUGCCUUUCACAUUCGUCUCAGUUAUCGCAAUUCAUAUUCUGUCGCAAUUUUCUGCAUAAUUUUUGACAUUAGUUUGUAAGCUUCACCGUUUAUUUACGAUAGUUUCGCUCGAGAGUUCACAGCAACAGUAUCUCAGUCAUCAUCUACCUUUUGUUCAACCUUGUUUUUAGCCCGCCUUGUAAGCAUUUCGCGUUGUUAUUUCAUUAGUUUCAUUACUGUUAUUUGCAUUCCUUAGUAAAAGAAAUGGGACGCCUUGUAACUCCGCAGACUCUCCUGAUUAUAUUACUUUUUUUAGCGAUUUAAAUUCAGGCACGUGUGCGGGGUUUGCUCUGGCAAAUGGUGAUCGGCUAGGAAGAACAAUUGCCUUCUAUCAAGUAUUUUUCCAGCAGGGGAGGGUGGCCUUGGGCAAAUGAUGUAUUGGUCCCUAGAAAGGUCACCCCAGGACUCCCGGGAUGGAAUUUUUUUGUACAGUGCCCAGGUCUCAUUUUCUUGGCCGCGCGUUGAUGUGGCCCGACUGCUUCGGCGAGCGUAUUCUCGGUGUGUUUGGAUUAUAUUCUUCGAGUUUGUCCAAGUCUGUGGGAUUCGUUUCUCUAUCUGCGAAAGCUUCAUUGGUUUCUAUAUCUGCUGCUAUCCUAUUUCUACGAUCCUGGCAUGUUUAUUUUCCGUUGGAGUUCGAAUUUCGUGGAAAAAGUUGUGUUGAAUGGGAGCAUGUCGGCGAAAAUGGCACCUCGUGUUUCCUACCUUGUAUAUUAUUAUUGUAGAUAGAGUGAAUUUGAACAAAUUACUGCAAAUUAUCACGAAACUUCGUUGGAGCAACAAGGACAACAACAAUUAAGGGCAGAGUAAGUUUCAUUGAUCUUGAUUUAGUAUUUCCUAGAAAUUUGAGGAUGAUAUUUUUACCCCAUACAAACACUGUAAUUUUACUGGAACCGUACUGUGGUACUAUCACAGAGCCUGGGUUACCUGUGGUUCUCCCAAGCUAUUAUUGCCUUUAACUGAACUGUUCAGUACUAGUACUGACCUCCAACUUCCUCAAUUAGUACUAAUUGUCUAGCCACAAAUUUACUUUUAUAAUAAUAUGUUCAGAUAUCAUUCAUAUCCAAUUAACUACACGAAACGAGUACAAAGUUUCCACGAUGGUUAUUUGUACAGUUUAUUAUUUGUAUACUUAUAGCAUACCUGUUUGCUACCAUCUUCAGUUGAACAAAAUCUCCUGUUUAGACACAGUUAUUCGUUAGACAAAACUAGUAUCUGACGCUUCUUUCUCUGAUAUUUACCUUUUAGCAACGAUGGUUUCCUGUGAUGUGUGGCUUUCACUUUUGACAAAGAAUCGUCCAGAAGAUCAAAAGAAUUCGACAAACCUUAUCAUCUACGGUUCUCUUGUCGGCGCAUCUUUCAUAUUUCUCAUCAUUCGGGCAUUUGGCUUCUAUUUGUUGUCGUUACGAUGUUCUGAACGUCUUCACAAUAAAAUGGUAGCGGCUAUUCUACAAGCACCGGUCCUCUUCUUUGAUUCAAAUCCCGUGGGAAGAAUUAUGAAUCGGUUCUCUAAAGAUGUAGGCUGCAUGGAUGAAGUAAUACCGAGAAAGUUUCUGUCAGCAGUCGAACUGGUCUUGUUGAUGUUCACCUCAGUUCUUCUACCAACUGUAAUAGACCCUUGGCUUCUGUUUGCUGUUGUCCCAAUAGCUGUGUUAGCGGGGCUUAUUUCAAGAUAUUACUUAAAGACUUCCAGGGAACUACAAAGGUUAGAGUCCAUUAGUCGCAGCCCUGUCUAUUCUCAUUUUUCGGAAACCCUGGAUGGACUGGAGACGAUUCGGACAAGAAAGAGGGAAGAAGAUUUUGUGGAAGAGUUUUGCAGGUAUCUAAAAUCAAUUUUAAAUUAACCUUAAUCUCUGGACAAAGAAGAAAUUGCAUUUAAUUCAGCUGGAAAGCUAACUAGUAAAGUAUUUUGGACAGGGUAUUUCCUAUCGUAAAUCUAGCUAAUAUAGAGCAAAAUGGCACCACUGACUCACUCCACAAUAUAGACAAGAGUUAAACUUGCUAUGAAAAGAGUGAAGUAAAAAAAGCGAAGCGUUUCUUCGAUAUAACGAACCCGUUUGUGAUAAAAGAUCCCCAACGGAUUUGGACUCAGUCUUAGUUAAAUGUAUACAACAGGAUCCCGAUUUAGUGUACUCCUGUUAUGACGACGGAUAUAUAGGGGGUCCAAGAUAUUUUUAUCACCACAAUUACACUUUCUGCGGUACGGCAAGAUACUUGGUUGAAACGCAUAUAGGUUUCUGUCUAUGAAGUAAUUUUUUUCUCAUGGCAUAACCCAUUACAUGGUCCUUUCCAAGUCUGCUGGCUUCCACAACCGCGGAGGUUUUAUGCUAAACAUAUGAAAAAAACGGUUUUAUAACUAGAUCCAUAUUAUUGUCGUUCUUAGGCAUCAAGAUAUUCACACUCAGUCAUACAUUAUGGUUUUUGCCAGUCGUCGUUGGCUUGGUGUACGCUUGGAUUGUCUCUCUGCUCUGUUAACUGGUGCAGCGGCUCUUGCCGCGGUUUUUGUGUCUGAUGAUGCUGGUAAAUCCACUUGUUUAUGGGAUGAGAAACGGAAAUAAUUCAUGUUCAUAUGUUGCUCAUGUUUUAACAUCUUUGAAUAACCUAAAAACAUCACCUUUUUAUAUAACGCAAUAGCAUACAUUUAAAUACGUUUUAAUUACACACGAUAGAAAGCUUUAAGCUCACGCUUAUAAUGUCGUAAUCAGUAAUUUAGAAGUAUUAAUUAACUUACAAACGUCAAAUGAAAAUAAAUACUGCGAUACUUAAAACUAAGAUUUUUUUUGCAGCCAUAAAGGCACUAAAACCAAUUUCCCAUUUAGUACACCAUAAGACAAUUUUUGAUAAGGCCGACAGUAGUCUGAGGUAAUUCCAUUUUAAUAUCAGCGUUUAUAAAUACUUUCUUGUUUUUCAGUUGUUUCAACCCUAUUUAGACCUGGCUUAAUUUGCUUCCUGUAAUUGGAGGAAAAACUCUCGUGUUACGGCCACUAAAAUUACACCGAAUAAUGUAUCAUUAUUUUCAACAUCUAGGCAUAACUUAAUUGACAGUGAUGUAAUUUGACAUAACUGUGACGUCAUAUUGUUGGAUUCAUUAGCAGGAUCCAAAUUGAAUAAACUUUUCUCCUUAAAGUAGCCAUAAAGCGAAAAAUACUUAAAUAGUAAGGAGCAUAGGCGUACGGGCCGGGGGGGCGAGGGGGGCUGCAGCCCCCCCAAAUUUUGGGCAACUCAGAUUUUUUGGGCAGCAAGAGAAAAUUUGGGCAAAGCCAGCUUUUAAAGACGUUUUCAUGUUUUUUUAUCAGUAUUUUGAAGAGAUAAAUAUUUUCUAUUUUAACCUGGAGUCUGCGUAAUAAUCAAGUUACAUUCACACGAGACAGUGGUUGCCAAGCACGUGAUGAGUUUCUGUUUAUAAGGGAAGGUUUUUUUUAUCGUUGGGCACUGUACUGCCAUGGGCUAUUUCCAAUCAUGAAUUGAUUAGACUAAACUUCCGCCUAACUUUUUAAUAUCAUCUCCGCUCGUAGAACAGUGUAUGGCAGAUAGCAUCAGCGAUUGAUCUGAAAGUGAAGAAGUGGUUGGCUAAUUCUCACUUUGAAUUACGAGAAGAAUCUUAAUUUUUUUAAAAAAAUCUAUCAAGUGGUUCAAAUUAUUCACUAAUUUGUUAUUAAAGUAGACCGAAAUGUUUACAAAACCGCUAACAAGCGCGCCAUGAUACAUACUAAUCAAAUCCUUCUUUGUAGCAAUUGAGCAGAAUAGACCUUUUUACCAAUACGGCGGCCAUAUUGAUAUUAACUCGAUUUAAGGAGUAUUAUAGGAUGCCCAGGGGGCAUGAGCACAUUUCGUUUGUAUUUUAGAGCGCUUUUCGGGACAUUUUUUCUUUAAGUUUUCUUAGAAUAAGAUUGUAAUGGGAAAAAAGAUCCUUGUGCCGUGUUUGGAUGUAAUAAUGAUCGCCUUUUUCUAGUUUAGUAUUAGAAAUAUGGUCUCUCACUGUAUAUUUCUCGCGUAAAAGGCGAUCAUUAUUACAUCAAAACACUGCACAAGGAUCCUUUUACCCAUUACAAUCUUAUUCUAAGAAAACGUUAAGAAAAAAUGUCCCGAAAAGCGCUCGAAAAUACAAACGAAGUGUGCUCAUACCCCCUGGGCAUCCUAUAAUACUCCUUAAAUCGAAUUAAUUCAAUAUGGCCGCCGUAUCGGUAAAAAGGUCUAUUAUCUCUAUUAUAUCACUCGUGGUAUUUAUGCCAAAUAUCACUAAAAAUCAUGGUAUUACCUAUAGAAAUAACUCACACACAUUUUUAAAAAUAUUGAAGCUACUAUGAGGUGAAAUGGCAUGUCAAAAGCGCUUCCUUUUCUACAGAUAACGGCUAAACAUCAAGAUUUUCCUUGUUUUACUGUAUUUCUAACGAUAAAAACUUUAUCCCAAAAUACCCCGAUGACGCUCUUACAGAUUCCGUUUUAACUUCACAAACAUGGAGGCGACUAUUGGUUGAAGCUCCCGAGAACGAUUUCAUAGACCUUCAUGAUGAGAAAUAAUGCUGCGAGUAUAAUAGGUAAUGGCGUCAUUUCGUUGCUAUGACAACUCCGGUGUCAUUGCAACCCUGAUCAUGACAAAUUUUCAUCUUUAUCUAAUACAAAUUUGGUGGCAAUUUUUCCAAAUGUUUGUUUAUGGCAACGUAUAGUUUGUGCUCGAACUUGGCAGGUAUAUAUCGACCCUGAAAACCUGUAUUGAGGCACUUUCGUAUGCCAGUACGCGGGCCUAUGUUGUUGCAUCGUAUGGCCCUUGUUUCUUUUCGACUGUUUUGUAAAAAUUUGGGCAAUUUGCAAGAAUUUUUUGGGCAAAUGGUCUACCGCCCCCCUGGCCGAAAAUUGCCAGUACGCCUAUGGUAAGGAGUCUUACAAAAUCAAGAAGUUGGUAAUAAUCUUCAAUAACAGCAGUGAUGUCAUAAAGACGUCAUUUGUCACUGUAGAAAGAAAUGGAACCACCUGCCACCUUAGAUCCGCCAUUUUGAUUUAACUUCAUGUAUUCCAAUUUACUUUAAACCCACAUGAAUCGAGGUAAUUGUGAUAGAAAAUAUGAUCUGUGUACAAAAGGAAAUUUAGGAAGCAAAAUAUCGGCAAGUUAAGAAUAUUUGAGAGAAAUGAACACUGCAAAAAAUUAUACCCAGUAAUGGCCACUUGGUCAUUUUAACUUCAUUUUUUUUUUUAAUUUAGUCCCUUAAAUGCUUAUAAGAAAUUUGAUAAAAUGUUACUUGAUGAAGUGAAAUAAUAUAAUUAAAUAAUUAAAAAUAGAAAUAAAAUCCUUUUUUUAAAGGAAAAAUGAAAAUUUUUAAAAACAUGGCUUUCAAACUCAGUUGCCGUAGUAACGUCUAUGUUGAGGUACACAUCAAGACAACUUAAAAGUGUUCCCAGAUAAAUUCUCUUAGUGUUGAGUUAAUGGCUUGAACGGUUAUUAAACUUUCUAGUGAGUGGGGAUUCAAUUUUUACGGUCUUCUAUACGUAGUCUAGAACGUGUGAAGAGAGUGUAGAGAGAUUAGAGUUUGGUCGAGUAGGCGUUUUGAUUGAGAAUAUUCUCUUUUAUUUCUUACAGCUUUAGUUGGACUAUCUCUGGUUUACAUAGUCCAGACCGUGAAUCUGACGCAAUUUACUGUUCGUCAGUUAACGGAUAUCGAAACUCUAAUGACUUCAGUUGAGCGAGCAAUGACCUACACAGAGCUGGAAUCUGAACCUGGAUACAACGUGCAACGAAAUCCUCUGGAAUUGUGGCCGCAUGAGGGAAAUAUCACAUUCAAAGACGUAUCCCUGACGUACUAUCCUGGUGGUCCUCAAAGUCUAAAGGAUAUCACACUUAACAUCAAUGGUGGAGCUAAGGUCGGAAUUGCAGGCCGAACGGGUGCAGGGAAAUCUUCUUUUGUGGCCGCACUAACGCGCAUGCCUGAAGCUGACGGGGAUAUACUGAUUGAUAACGUUUGUAUAAGAGAUAUCAAUCUACAAGAAUCUCGACGGGCAAUAACAAUUCUUGGACAAAAUCCGGCCCUCUUCAUUGGAACGGUAAGGCAAAAUCUUGAUCUGAUGGAGCAGUUUGAAGACGCAGAAUUGUGGCGCGCUUUAGAAAAGGUGCAGCUGAAAAGUCUUGUAGAGAACCUGGAGGGUCAGUUGGAUCAUAAAUUAUUGGAGCACGGUGCAAAUUUAAGUGUUGGUGAACGCCAACUCAUUUGCUUGGCUCGCGUGCUGUUGCAGCAAAAGAAUAUCGUCAUUUUGGAUGAGCCCACUGCACACGUGGAUCCAGACACGGAACAAACAAUCUGGAACAUAGUGCGCGAGGAACUCAAAUCUUCCACAGUUAUCACGAUAGCACAUCGUUUGAACACAAUUAGAGACAGUGACAAGGUUUUAGUCCUAAAAAAUGGGGAAGUCGCUGGGUUUGAUACGUUUAAUGUGCUAAUAAAUAGAAAAGGUGGAAUUUUGAGUGAAUUGGAUCAUGUAACAAAGGCCGCCACAUAG
This is a messenger RNA of Porites lobata, 13129 nucleotides long. The record is from the annotation of a GenBank genome assembly. NCBI's taxonomy places the organism in Eukaryota, Metazoa, Cnidaria, Anthozoa, Scleractinia, Poritidae.